Molecule: messenger RNA, 2685 nt
Organism: Micromonas commoda
Lineage: Eukaryota; Viridiplantae; Chlorophyta; Mamiellophyceae; Mamiellales; Mamiellaceae
Gene: MRE11
Product: Mre11 DNA repair/recombination protein
Exons: 3
Coding region: 1-2685 (894 amino acids)
Biological process (GO): double-strand break repair via nonhomologous end joining; telomere maintenance; meiotic DNA double-strand break formation
Cellular component (GO): Mre11 complex; nucleus
Molecular function (GO): endonuclease activity; manganese ion binding
Source: RefSeq, a predicted model, not a curated record
AUGGCUGCGCAGGAAGACCCCGACCUCCUGCGUAUCCUCAUCGCGACGGAUAACCACCUCGGGGUGCACGAGAAGGAUCAGGUUCGCAAGGAUGACGCGUUCAUCACCUUCCGCGAGAUAUUCGAGAUCGCGAAGCAGCAGAACGUGGACGCCGUGUUCCUCGGCGGUGAUCUCUUUGACGUCAACAAACCCUCCAGGGAGACGAUGGUGCGCACGAUGGAGAUCCUGCAGGAGUACUGCAUGAACGACCGGCCGGUGCAGCUGGAGGUGCUCAGCGACCAGACGGUCAACUUUCCUAGGCGAGGCGUGGUAAACUACGAGGACCCGAACUUAAACGUCGGGCUUCCCGUAUUCAUGAUUCACGGAAACCACGACGACCCGGCCGGAGCCGAGAACCUCAGCGCGAUCGAUCUUCUCUCCACGUGCGGCCUGGUGAACUACUUCGGCAAGCACGUGCUGACCGGAAGCGGCACCGGAAAGAUCAAGAUAAAGCCGGUGCUGAUGCGAAAGGGGAACACGAAGCUGGCGCUCUACGGCUUGGGAUACAUUCGCGACGCGAGGCUGCACCAGAUGUUCUCGGUCAAGGGCAACGUGGAGUGGGCCAGGCCCGAGGAUAAGCCGGGUUUCUCCUCCAAGAGCUGGUUCAACACGAUGCUCAUCCACCAGAACCGCGUGCACCACUCCCCGAAGAACGCAAUCAGCGAGAGGUACCUCCCCUCGUGGCUGGACCUGGUGGUGUGGGGUCACGAGCACGAGUGCCUCGUGGAGCCCACCGAGUACGGCGAUUUCAUGGUGUCCCAGCCGGGCAGCAGCGUGGUGACGUCCCUCAUCGAGGGCGAGGCCAAGCAGAAGCAGGUGUUCAUCCUGGAGGUCAAGGCGGAUAAGAACGCGCCGGAUGACGCGCCCAUGUGGCGAGCGGUGCCGCAACCCCUCGAGACUGUCCGACCGUUCAAGUACCGGCAGAUAUCGCUCAUCGACUUCGCCAGGCUCGCCAAGGAGGACGGCGGGUUGGGUGCGGACUUCACCCCGGAGAGCGGAGAAACCAACACAGGUCUCGGCGCGAAGGGUAAGCGGGCGCAACCUUCCAAGCACGAGGCGUGGAUCACGCAGGCGCUGGAGAGGAUGGUGCGCGAGCUCAUCGCCGAGGCACGCGCUCCGUACGAGCGAAGGGGCGAGGACGAGGUGCCGCUGCCCCUCAUCCGCCUUCGCGUGGACUACGGCGGGUUCUCCACGAUUAACGCCCAGAGGUUCGGUCAGAAGUUUGUGGGUAAGGUUGCAAACCCCAACGACUUGCUCCAGUUUUUCAAGAGCGCCGCCCGGCGGCGGCGUGAGGACGCGAACGACGCCGCGACCGCCGCGGCGGCGCACACGACGGCCGUCGAGGACAUCAUCGGCAACCCGACGAUGCAGGACCAGGCGAGGAUCGAACAGCUCGUCGCCCAACACCUGACCCAGGGUCUGCAGCUCCUCAGCGAGGCGGACCUCAGCAACGCGCUCGACGAUUUCGUCAACCGCGACAAGUCGGCGCUGGAGAACCUCAUCAAGGACAGGCUCAGGGAGACGAUGAAGUUCGUGGAGGAGAACGCGGGACACGAGGCGGAGAUGAUCACGUCGGGCGACGCCAAGGACGUGACGGCGAACGUGGAGAAGUCCAUCGCCGAGGCUGUGCAGCAGAGGCUGGCGAGGACCGGCGCCACCGCGAGGGCGGCGGCUGAGGCUGAAGCCGCAGCCGGCGCCGCCACCGCCGCGGCGGCGACCACCCCUCGGCGCGCCGCGGCGCAGGAGAAGGAGAUCAUCGAGCACGCUCGAAGGCGCGCGGCGGCGGCGGCGGAGGAGGACGGCGACGGCGACGACGACCUCGGGACGAUCGCGCCGUCCGAGCAGCCCGGGUCCGCGGCGGAUGCGUUUCGGGAUAUUUUCAACACGCAGGCGUCCCGGGGAGCUCGAGCCGGGAGGGGCGGUCGAGCCGGGAGGGGCGCUGCUCGCGGCGGCAGGGGAUCGCGCGCGUCCGCCGCGGCCGCCAAGAAGAGAGCCGCCGCCGAGGCUUUCGUGGUCGAGGACGGGGAGGGCGAGGAAGAGGAUCCGGACUCGGGGGUGGACGAGGAGGAGAUUCCCGCGACGCGACCCUCGCGACCGUCGCGCGCCGCGGCGGCUGUCGGCGCCGCCGCGUCACCGGGCGAGGUGGACAUCGUACCCGAGUCCGACGUGGACGACGACGACGACGACGAGGUCCCCGCGAGCCGACCGGUCCGCGCCAGGGGUCGACCCACGCGCGCCGCCGCGGCUGUUCGCCGCACGCGCGCCAAAGCCGCCGAUAAUUCCCCAGACGCGUUCGACUUCACCGAGGACACCGACGACGACGACGACGAGGUGGUGGAGGAAUCUGGCGACGACGGCGAGGACGAGGAGGAGGAGGAGGCGAUCGCGGUGGUGGGCCGUCGAGGUGCGAAGCGCAAGGCGCCCGCGAAAGCCGCCGCGACGUCCGCGAAGAGGACGCGCGCGGGUGGCGGGGCAGCGAAGAAAGCUCCGCCGCGGGGGAAAAAGUCUCCGCCGGCUAAGGCUCCGCCCGUUCGAACGCGGGCGAAGCGGGCGGUGCACAUUCCUUACACGCAGGACGAGGACUCGGGGGAGGACGAUGAGGAGAUCCCGGCGACGGCGACGCGCAGGUCGACCAGGGCGAGGUGA